CUGCGUUGUUUGGCGACCCCCAUGAAAUGGUCGUUCCCGACCCACAAGUUGAGAACCACUGUUCUACAACAAUACAAAUACUCCUCCCAGCAACCUUUGGUGCUAUGCAAAUGCAACCAAUUACUCAGCUCCUAGAUGCCUACCUUGCUCCAUUGGAUGAAAUCUCAGUCUUCUUGAACUUACUGCGUGGUACUCCUACCAGCUACCUCUGGUGCUGUGCAAAUGCAAAUAUAGUAACUGUUCUUUGUUUUUAUAGUAAUUUUAUUAAAGUGUAAUAUUUACAAUAGUAAAAACUAAUACAAACUAAAAAAGAAAAAGAAAUAAUAGAAAGCGCAGAAAGGAAAAAAAUAAAAAUAGAAAAGAAAUGUAUGUAGCAAACAAAAAGUAAAAAUUUAAAAAUUGUGUCCUUUCAAAACCACAGACUGGGUUUGAGCAAGAUGGCUAUUACCUCAUCUCCUAGAACUCUGAACCAGCAGGAGACCCUAUCUUGUUGUCUCCUUGUGAAGAACGGCUGUCUGAAAAACUUACUAGGCUCCUCUGUUUAUCUGGAGAGGAAUUAUCAAAGAGACUUGCUGUCUUUUCAUUCUGCCUCGGUCAGCUCUGUUGUUCACACAGUCUUCCACCAGAAGCCUUUUGUUUCAUUCUCUUUGAAUUAGUUCUUAUGACAUCCUUUAGCACAGAGGUCCCCAACCUUUUGGGCACCAGCAACUGGUUCCGUGGAGAGAAGUUUUUCCGCGGACCAGAGUGCGUGGUUUUGUGUGCUACCUGCAUCUCAUGGAUGGGGCUUUGUGCGGACCAGUUGCUGGCAUGCCAUGGCUGGUACUGGUCCACAGACUGUGGGUUGGGGACCCCUGCUUUAGCAUACUAAUUCAAGGCUGAAACCUCUUUUUGAGUCCAGAACCAUACAUAUAUUCAUUAUAAUUUCAAGAAAAACAGUAUUUCUCAUACAAAUACAUUUAAAGGCAUAUAAAUAUGUAAAAUGCAAAAAGAAAAGCCAAUAUAAGCAAUAAAUACAGAUGGAUAACCACGAAAUCUCAAAUAACCAGCUUUUUUAUCAUUGGAAUAAAAUUCCAAUUUUCAAGUUGUUUCUGAAAGUUGUAAUAUUUUCUUUAAAAAUAAUGUUGCUUUGGUCAAUUUUUUAUUUCAUCAACCUCAUUGUGAUUGUGCUUUCUAAUUUGCAGAUUAUUGUUUACUUUCAAUAGUUGAAAGAAGAUUAUCACACUAAUACCGUAAUACACUAUAUAUUUGAUUGAGUAUAGAUAUUGUAUUGUCCACUAGAGGUCACAAUAUUCAAGUUCUGUGAAGGAACCUCCACAAUUAAUUGUACUUCUUGAGGGCAUAUUGUAUAUUAUAGUUAUGUAUUAUUACAUACUUGAAAAUUAUAAUUAUGUUCUCAAUUCUUUUUUUAGUUUAAUAAGGGCUUUUCCAGUUAUUCAGAGCUGUGUAAAUCUUCUAAGUUGAUGACCACAAUAAAAGAAACUACAAGGCAAUUUGUUAUAUGGUUACAGAUAAAAAAGUUUCCAGGAAGCAUGCUACUCUGAAAAUAGUUGGUGACCAGCUUAGCAUCAAACCGGUCCAUGUGAACCCUUGUUUUUACUGGCCUGUUGAAGAUGACCAACUAUUUCCACUGGAUAGAGAUAAGUGGCAUCAGUUGUGUCCAGAAGACCUACGUGAUCAAAUCCCCACAACUCUGCGGUCAACCAUGAUGUCUCACAGUCAGCCUUCAGAACAAUCAACAAUCCCUUCUAACAAAAAACAGCUUCCAGAAGUACAUUCACUUAUGGAAAACGCAACUGAAAUCCCAGAGAAGUUUACUCUUCCUAAAAAAGAAGAAUCAAGGCCUGCUCAGCGAAAAAGACAGCUUCCAGAAUGGAUGCUGCCCACAGAUCUAAUGGCUUCAACUCAGUCAACCUCUAAAACUGGUAAUAAUGAAGAAAUAAAGCCAGAUCUAAGAAAAAAGCAGAAAAUUCUUGAAAGUGAAGAUUCUACCCUUCUAAAAGAGGAGGUAUUUACUAAAGAUGUUGCAAAGAAAAUGCCAAAGAUUGAAAGUAAAAGAAUAUCUCAGAAAGCUGAAAGUUCAGUUGAGCAAUUUAACAGUCAGCUGGAUAAUGAAGAGCUGGCCCUCAAGUCAGAUGGACAAGCAUCUCAGCCUACUCAAAUGCAUACAACAAAUACAAAAGAAAACAAAUUGGAGAGCAUUAAUUCUGAAACCAUGCAGGUUUAUAAUCAGGGUGAUAUUCAAGAGACUACUCUGAAUCUGGCUAUUGGAAUAGAUACUUCAAAUAUAACGGAAAGUCAAGAGAUGCAACAGAGUUCUCACAUAAACAAACCUCAGAGGAUUACUUGCCAGUAUGGGAGAAGCUGCUACAGAAAGAAUCCUAUACAUUUCCAGCAGUUUAGUCACCCUGGUGACAGUGAUUAUCAUGACUCAGAAGCUGUAACUCACGUUGAUGAUGAUAGGCCUGAAUGUCCUUAUGGAACAGAUUGUUACAGAAAAAAUCCACAGCACAAGUUGGAAUAUAAACACACAGCUCCUCCAGAAUCUGAAAGAAGGCAGACGAGAUCAAAAGUUACAAGAAAAGUAACAAGCGUUCUUGCGGAUGAGAGUGAUGAUGAUGGUGAACCAAAUGAAUACGACUUGAAUGACAGUUUUAUAGAUGAUGAAGAGGAGGAAGAGUAUGAUCCUACUGAUGAAGAUUCUGACUGGGAACCAGAUUGUCAAGACAAUGACGGUGAAGAUACGGACAUGCUUCUCAAAGAAGCACAGAAUUUUGUUAAAACCAAGAACUAACUGCAUUCAAAUAUUUUGAUAGAGUUUAUAAAGUAUCAUUCACCUACAUGAAACAUGUAUCCCAUUAGUUAGUAAUGUCACUUUUUAAAUAGUGACUUACGUUAAUUUUACUUCAUAAAAUUGGAUUAUGUAUGUAUAUUUUCAAAAUUUCAUGACUCCACAGCUGAUAAUACUUGUGAAAAGAUCUUACGUGUUAGGGAAUACACUUAAGAUUGCUGGAUUAAUAUCAUCUUUGUAGUGAUAAAUAGGGCUUUGUGAUUUAAAAUAAUGCUUUCCUAAACUUUGUAUUAAUGCAUUUAAUUGCACAUAUGGAUAAAAAAUCCAUAUUAGUAAUGGCACUAAUUUGGAUUUCGUUUCAUUUUUUUAUUGUCAGACUGAUAAUAAAACUGUAAAUAGUAACUGCA
Crotalus tigris (Tiger rattlesnake) is the source of this 3195-nucleotide messenger RNA. RefSeq names its product aprataxin and PNKP like factor (gene APLF). The coding region runs from base 1499 to 2791 and encodes 430 amino acids. The record is from RefSeq and is a predicted model, not a curated record. Lineage: Eukaryota; Metazoa; Chordata; Lepidosauria; Squamata; Viperidae. Gene Ontology annotation, molecular function: DNA-(apurinic or apyrimidinic site) endonuclease activity; 3'-5' exonuclease activity; protein binding. The transcript is spliced from 11 exons. Gene Ontology annotation, biological process: double-strand break repair. Gene Ontology annotation, cellular component: nucleus; site of double-strand break.